AAUAGUUCACAUGCUCCUGUGCUGUCAUUGUGCUUGAGUGGGCAGACUUCAAAGUGAUAUUAAAUAACCAACUAUUAGAUUUACCUAGCACGUCCUAUUGGAAAAGUGCCAUUUAAUUACCUAGCCUGUUCAAUUAAAGGGACAGCAUUCUCUGAAUAUAGCAGCUUGCUGUUGAUUACCAGGGAAAUGAACUCGCUGUCUGGCGGCGCCUCCAUUCCUAACGCCACCUCCUCCCCAAACACACCCUCCACCACCAACUACCAAUUCUCCCCACCCUCGCCCCAGGCCACCGCCCCCCGACCGCUCCGGGCUCACUGCGGCUGCGGGCGCCACGUGAACUGCCCGAGCCCAGCCCGGGGAAAGAAAGCGCGACCCGCUCGCCGGGCUCCCGCCCUGCGCUCGCCCCCUCGCGGGCCCGAGACCGCCCGCCGGCUGGGCGCUCUGGGUGCGGCCUCGGGCGGCGCCGGCCCGGGUGCGGGCCGCAGAGCGAGCAAAGGCCCGCCGACGACCGCCACCCGGGCUUCCGGCGCGUUUCCUCGCCCUCCCAGGACCUGGAGCCCCACCCGUCGGUCUCCGAACUUCCUCCUCUCGCUGCACUUUCCGCGCCAGUCUUCGGGCCCGAGCUCUCAUUCAUUGCGGACACGUCAUUCGGAGCAGAUCUAAGCCAGAGACCAGAUCUCAUUAGAUAAAGCCCAUCAGAACUAAGAAAAUGGAGGAGCCACUAAUUAAAGCUUUUAAUUGUGCGGAUUCGCUGCAGCAAGGCAGCCGCUUUAUCUGAAAUCUUGGAGGGCGAGGAGGCAGAAGCCCAGCUCUGCCCAUCGACACUUGGCCGCGGAGGGGGAGGGGACUGGUGAAAGCGCCCCCUCCUCUUGCAGCCCCCUCCUCCGCGCUCAGGCCGGCCUUUCCCGCAGGCCUUUCCCAGCUCUCCCGCAGCUUUUCAGCAAGACCUUGGUUGUUUUCAAAAAAUCACAACCUCAAAGUCAAGACAGUUUAAAAGCCCCUCAGUAAAUCGCUAUGUGGUCUCAGUCGAACCAAGGGGUCCCCUUCACCUGGCGGCAGGCGAGCAGAUUACUCCACUCUUCUGCAGCGAUCCCUGCGGCAUUGAAAGCUCCUCCAACAAGUGGACUUGAGGGACAUUGGAGAGCGGGUAGCUAAGAAGAACAGGAACGUCUGCAUCUUCCCACCUUCCCACCCUCUGGGCAUCUUGAUGGGCUGAGAGGAACACUGAAGGAAGACUUCAGUAAUCUCUUAAAUUGGAGGGGAAGGGGGGCUCACAGCUGCUGGUGAACCCUGGGCAAACUAUGAGGCCAUCAAUUUGGUACUGAACUAGAACUCAUCUCUCCUAGAAAGAUGUAAGGUCCUCGGGGUAGCAUGUAGUUCAAGGGCGAGCCUGGCUCCAGUUUCUAGAUUCAGAGGUGAAAAAAGAAAGAACGUAGAUCCGAUUAAUUAAGGCUCAGGGCUGGGCACACAUCCUCCAUUGCUCCAUUAGGGCACAGGAAAACACCAAAAGGCCAUUUACAUUUGGCCCCAAGAAUAGAGAAAAGAAUGGACACAAUUCCCAGGAAGCCACUUGCCUGAACUUGUCCUGGGGGAAUACAAGUGGACCCAUCUUCUUUUUAAUUAGUUGUAAUCAGAAGCGAGGGGUUUUUUGGGUUUUGUUUUUGGUUUUUUUUUUUUUUUUUUUUGAAGGCACUUGGAGAAGAAAUGAAUCUGUACCAUUCACGGAAUCUUAACAGCACUGUCAAUUUUUCCACUUCAAGCCACACUCCUUUCUUACCACAGUUUUGCUUUCUAUUUAAUUACAAUACUGUCAAAGCUCAUGGCAUUACUUGGAAGGAGGACCAGAAAACAUUACACCCACGUUCCCGCUGAUUUUCCAACAUUUACCUCUAAAAGAACACUUAGUGAAAUUAAUGUUGCCAUCUUAAUUUAAAAAUAAAAGCCCUCUCCCUUCCUAUAUUUCUUUUACUUGACUGAUUGAGGAUGCCAGCAGAGUGGACACAGGUUGCAUUAUCAAAAUAACUAAAUGUCAUUUUACUCCAUCAUCUUACAACUAAUGAUACCACUGGGGUAAACGUAUCCACACUCAGCUCUGAACUACACUGGCAUCUUCUGCAAUGUUAGGCGCAGAAUAAGGCGAAUCACAAUGGAGCUAAACUUUGAACAAAAUAUCUCAUCCACUGAUUUACCCACGCUGAAGAAAGAAGAAAAUUUUCUACUCAUCACUUCAAAGACAAAGGUUUGGGACAAAUUUACAAAGGAUGAAAUUCUUCUUAAAAGUGUGCGGUUUUCUAGUAUCAACUGUGUGCGUGUGGGUUUUUUUUUUUUUUUUAAUUACUGGAUGUUGAAACAGAACACCUCCUAGAAGCAUUCAUGUGCAUCAGUCUAUCAAACCAUUUACUCAAAUUAAAUGUGUAAUCCUU
Molecule: messenger RNA, 2423 nt
Organism: Chlorocebus sabaeus (green monkey)
Lineage: Eukaryota; Metazoa; Chordata; Mammalia; Primates; Cercopithecidae
Source: RefSeq, a predicted model, not a curated record